CGCGCGCCGCUCUCCCCCGCGCCUUUUAUAGGCUGUUCGCUCUCUCUGCCUCCUCGUCCUCCCCUGCCCCCCGCAAUCCCUUUUGCUCUUCUCAUCCCCCCUAAACCUCACCCCAAAUUUUAGGUCUCCUAAACCUCACCCCAGAUUUGGCCCCUCGACCUCCGAAGGCCGAUUUCCACCUCCCCUCACUGACCCCGUCCGCCUCGAGGGGCCCCAUUGCUCCCCCCCCGCAGGGUGUCAGGUGCGCACCUCCCCCACCCCAAAAACACAGCCAGGAGUUGCCAUUUUCGUUUCUGUUACUCGCUGUCUGGAUUUCAUAAAUUUCAAACUUCCCCUCCCCUUGACAGUCAAAAGCUUUCCUUUCCAAAUGCGCGUUUUCCUCUCAGGCUCCUGUGGGGGGCGCUGUUUUCCCGUCCGUUCCUCCCUCCCGUGAUCAUGGUCUCCCACUUUCCUACUCGCCUCCCCAAACCCCAGCCCAGUUGUGGGUUUGUUUAUCUGCUCUCUUCAUCCCUGUAUCCUCCUCCUGCUGCCUCCAGUUAUUUCCCCUUCUCUGUCACCCUCAUUCUUCCAUCCACUCUUUGGGUUGCCCUCCUGAGACUAUUCCCAUCUCUGCCCUCCCUUUUCCAUAGUCUGCCUCCCAGCAUUUUUAUAUUUCUUCCCUGCACCCCAUUUGUCCUCACACUGUGCUCCUUUCGUCCCCCAUAUUCACGUAACACUCCCUUGUCCCUUCUUGCAUUGGUUCCCUCUUCACUCAUCUUCUUAUUUGCUCUCUUCAUAGGCUUUCUCUUAGCUACUACUCCACCCCAAUGUUUUAGUGGAAACACCAUGGAAAGGAGUUGGGGUAGAGCACAUUAGGGCCCCAGGAAUUUCCAGAGAUCAAAAGAAGUUGGAGAUGUUAACUCAUUUGGGCAAGGCAAUAUUGCACACCAAAGCGAUACCCAGCCCCAAAUAAUGUCACUGGAUGUUGCAUUGGUCUUUCGUCUUGGGAGGCAGCAACUGGUGGUGGAUAGUGCCAGACUUUUGGUUGGGAAAAUGUGUAAAAUCCAGCUCAGCCAUGCAUCUUACCAGGUGACCUUAGGUUGUCAACUCUUAGCCUUUUGGACCUCAUAGGAUAUAAAAGAACCAGAAUGUAAAUGAUGUUACAUUAGGAAGUUACAUUUGGGACUCACUUGUUACAAGAUUCCAAAAUGAAGGAUGUCGACUCGGACUGUGAAGAGACUGAACUCGAUACUCUGGUCCCACAGCCAGGAUCAGCAAGACCCAAUGGCUCUCCAGAUCCAACUGACGAAUUCUUCCGAACGACACGUGGGAUCCGUGAAGCCUUGAAGACUCUGGGAAGCAAAGUAAAAGAUCUAGAGAAACAUCAAACUACCAUUUUGGCCACACCCCUCCCUGAGGAUAGCAUGAAGCAAGACCUGCAAAAGCUACGUGAGGAAAUCAAGGAGCUGGCAAAAGACGUUCGGACCCGCCUGAAAAAAAUUGAGCUCAAGAAGGAUGGGGAAGAUGAGAACAAAAACUCCAUCAACGUUCGUAUGAAGAGAACCCAGCAUGGGAUCCUGUCCCAACAGUUCUUGGACCUGAUCAACCAGUGCAAUGCAAUACAGUCUGACUACCGAGACAAGAAUCUGGAGCGCAUCAGGAGACAGCUGCAGAUCACUAACAGCGGGGCAGUUUCCGAUGAAGAGCUGGACCAGAUGCUGGAGAGUGGUCAGACGGAGGUGUUUGUUUCCAAUAUCAUGAAGGACACGCAAGUGACGAAGCAGGCUCUGAACGAAAUUGAGACACGGCACAGUGAAAUCCUCAAGCUGGAGCGCAGCAUCCAGGAACUCCAUGAAAUGUUCUUGUACCUGGCCACUGAAGUGGAGCUGCAGGGAGAGAUGAUUGACAGGAUAGAGAAGAACAUCCUGGAUUCAGAGGAUUACGUCAAGAAAGGGCAGGUCCACCUCCACAUGGCUCAAGAGAACCAAAAGAAAGCUCGCAAGAAGAAGUUCAUGAUUGCCAUCUGCCUGACAGUCACGGUGCUCAUCAUCAUCGUCAUCAUUGGUGUAUCCAUUGCAGUUGGCUAGGAGGGCUCCCAGUUCUGCCUCUCCCUUCGUGCUGCGUUGCUGGAGCCCGAUGGGCUCCAUCUCUGGCUUCAUCAUGGUUCUGGAACGUCUGCCCUCUCCUGGGAGGCCUUUGCACUGAUAGAUGGCUGGAGGAGAUGCAUCCUGCCUUUCGCCCAGUCCUGAAAGCACAUGCUGCCUAUGGCUGCCUCCUUUCCUGUUGCCCAGAAACAAGAAGCCCCUGAUUUCCCUGCAUCCAAAACUGUUUCCAGAUGCCUAUAACUCUCAAGAUCUGUUCUAGAGCAAAGCCUCUGCUGUGUUUAUUUUGGACUUCCCAGUUUGUUUUGUUUCGUGGCUUGCGUUUGGGUCUGUUUCUCCCCCAAUGCAUUCUGUGGCCUUGACCCCCAAGCAAAUGGUCAGUUCCUCUCUUGGCCUCCUCCUGAACAGUAUCCUCCCUUGCAAUGAAUUCUAGAUGGCUCCUCAUCUUGAGGAACCCCAAUUCUCCCAUUCUGAUCAUGACAGCUGUGAGUUUUCCUUACCCUUUUUUUGUAGUUCCUGCCUUCUAAAAUCUCCUCUGCCUGUCGUAGUUCUUUAUCAUGCAUCUUGCUACAAGCCAUGUGAGUUUUUUUAAAGCUUCCCCCUUAUCACACAGUAUAUUGUACAUCUUUACAAGGGGACAAAUGGAUAUUGUACAGAACUUGGUGGUGAUAUGUCUGGUCUUUCAUACCCACAAACUCAACACUGCUAGAUGUGCCUAUGAGGGAAGCAGCAUGCAGCUCUGUUAAUUUUUUCUAACCUACUGCCUUCGUCCUGACCUUGUUUGUUGGAUUUUUAGAGGCCUUUAUUAAGUACAUGGGGCCUGUUUCAGCUGAAGCAAAGGGCAGCAAGCCAAGACCUCCGGGUUCACAUGGCUAAAAUGCCUUCUAUUGGUUUCUACCAAGCUGUUUGCCUCCUGCUUUCAGUUUUAAAGUUGACAUUUUUUCCAUGUCUCCUUCAUCUGUGUGGCCCUCCUCCCAGCCGCCAUGUCCCUGAUGCCUUAGGGGUUGUGUGCUCACAGCCCUUCUGAGCCCUGUGUAUUAAUCUUUUCUUUGGGUCUCUCUUCUCUCUUUAUACAAUGAAAUGAGAGAUAAUCCCAGUGCCAACCUUAAAAAGUAUUGGGACAAAACCACACAAACAAUAUUUUUUGCUCCCUCAGGAAACCCGAUCACAGGCCUUGAAUUAGCCACCUGGAAAACUUGCCCAAGGGGCCAGGGGGAAUCCAGAUCUUGAAAGGAGGGUUAUAGGAAGGAGUAGGAGUCAGAGCCCCUUGGGUUUGUCUGCCUGCAAAUCUAGCUGAAAUGGGUUGGGAAAUCAUGGAGAAAAUGGAAGCCAGGACCUUUUGGCCUUGUUCCUGAAAAUUUGAUAUUUUUCUACUUUGGAAAAAGAGGACUUGUCCAGAUCAAAGCAUUUAGCAAACUGUUCCAGUUGCCUUGGAGAUUGAAUGUAAAGAAAAGAAAAGAAAAGCAGCCUGCCUCAAAUUAUUUUGUAAUAUAAAAAUAAAAGCACUUUCUAGAA
This is a messenger RNA of Podarcis muralis (Common wall lizard), 3596 nucleotides long. It is a transcript of the gene STX4, whose product is annotated as syntaxin 4. Gene Ontology annotation, cellular component: plasma membrane; SNARE complex; endomembrane system. Gene Ontology annotation, biological process: intracellular protein transport; exocytosis; vesicle fusion. Gene Ontology annotation, molecular function: SNAP receptor activity; SNARE binding. Lineage: Eukaryota; Metazoa; Chordata; Lepidosauria; Squamata; Lacertidae. The record is from RefSeq and is a predicted model, not a curated record.